AUGGCUCUUCCAAAGCCCAGGAGGUCUCGAAAUCGCGCUCCGAGCAAAGCAGAGUGGGAUCGCAUCAAGAAACAAUGGCACCAAUUGUAUAUCCGCGAGAAGCUUCCCCUAUUCGAGGUAUCUGAGCGACUGGCACGAGAACACAACUUUGAAGCAGGGUUGUCCAUGUUCAAAACCCGGAUGAAAAAUCUGGGGACAAGGAAAAACUUCAAAAAGGAAGAAUUGGGCGCUGUCGCAAACGUUCUCGGGAUCUUUGUGCAGGCUGGCCUGAGAACGCCGACCGCCAUUAUCGAUGGCCAACCGGUUCCGAUACAACGUGUCAAGCGCCAUUUCAGCCACUUGUUCCCGCGCGAUACCUUGCUCAACUCGAGAACUGCAGUGGCUUUUCCACAGACAGCCUAUCUGCGCUCUCUGACGGGUCCUGUAGACCAAAACCAUGGAACAGAAGCUGAGCGCAGUCGCCAAGGACUGACUAUGCCAACGAUCCUUCUAAAGCAGUCUGAAGGUAUGCAUGAUCUCGAAUUGACGUUUAUUCAACUGAACAAUUACUACGCGUGGCGACUCCAGCAAAGCGACGACUACUUCAGACAACAGAUGUCCAACGCCGCACACUAUGUCGAGCCGGAUAGGCCAUAUUUCGAACAACUAUUUGACUCUAUCGAUUGUAUCAAACUUGCGCUCUUCCGCGGGGCAUUUCACGCCGGCCAGGCAGCGAUGAGAGUUCUUUGCACUCGAGCAGUGGCAUCACUCAGAGAACAGCAUCCCAUGUUGCCCGCACUUUUGAUGCGUGUCUACUUUAACCGUGCAGGCGGUAUCAUUAGUCAAGGAAUCUGCGAAAUCUACUCCUUCCUGCUCAUUCUGGCCAAAAGUCUUCUUCAACCAAACCAUCCCAUAUCAAUGAUUCUAAAAGUAAUUCAAAACUCCGAGGCACAAGGUAUGUCCUCGCGGCUCCUGCUGAAUGUGUGCUACGACGUUGCCCGGAGACAAGUGGAGUACGACUCCUGGCUGGUUUUCCAAUACGACUAUGCCAUGACCAAGACUACAGCCUCGCGUGCGAAUUUCGAAACAGCAUCCCAAUGCUGGCUUUCUUUACUACAGCGUACCGGUGACAAAGUGGGCCAGAAGCAUGUUUAUUACAGAAAGGUGCUGUAUGAGAUUGGACAACUGAAUUAUCUUCAUGGUCUCGACGAGUCGGCGUCAAAGAUUUUGCUGCAAUCCUUGGAGCUAGAUGAUAAGUCCACUCAAGGUGAUUCGGUGUCGCUGUGGGUCACCGCGUCUUCCAUGUUGCUCCUCGCAGACAUUCGCGAGGCCGCAAAAGACUUCUCGGGGGCGGAGGUGUGGUGUCUCAAGGCAUACAAUAUUGCUUGUCAGAUCUAUCGCCCGGAACAUAAUAUUCCAUUAGAUAUUGUGCACCGUCUUAAUCAGACGCGGGCAAAAUCAAAAGGAGAGGGGGCCACGGUGUCUGAGGUCGGUGAUGCAGGAGAUGAAGACGUGCUUGACCGGCUUCAAAUGGAGCUCAGGCGCGUGCAGCUGGAAGAAGUUGAAGAAUUUGAAGAAUCCGAGAGGCCCAAGUUACACGCUGAGCCGUGGAAUGAGUGGGAUAACGACGUCUCUGGUGUGGAAAGCAACGCCAGUCUCCCAACCCGUGAAGAUAUCGGGGAAGGAGUCACGGCGAUCGACAAGACGCUCAGCCAGGACACCCACCAGAAUUCUCACCCAGUCGAAGCUCCAGACCUUCUUGACACUACACCUAUCAUGCAGUCAUCCUGGAACAUUGAGAACGGCCUUGGAUCUAGGGCAGAGCAUGAGUCAUCAGAACACGCGGGGGGGCUGGAAGUCACCCUACAGGAUGGAGGGUUUGAAGCAUUUGACCAGGAUGAACUGGGUUCCAUGUCAAAUUGGCUGACUGACGCACACAGAUCGAGUGAUGAAACUCUCCUAACAUUCGUACCUGAGGAUCUUGCUCUCCCACAGUCACUGCCAGCAAGUGGACAAGAUUUUACGACCACAAUACCAUACACUAAGACUCUCCUCCCUACCCUCAACAACGACGCUGAAUUCCAGGAAUUCGACAACCUGGGGAGUACCAACUACGACCUUGACAUUGACCCAAUGAUCCUCGACCCAGAAGGCGACUCCAGCCCCUUCGACCUUGGCUUCUUUGACGAUGUCAACCUGCAAGCAUGGAACGCCCUACAAGAUCAAGACCAGGAUCUUCACAACGAGCAAGAUUUCUUUGCGUUCUGA
Molecule: messenger RNA, 2247 nt
Organism: Fonsecaea pedrosoi CBS 271.37
Lineage: Eukaryota; Fungi; Ascomycota; Eurotiomycetes; Chaetothyriales; Herpotrichiellaceae
Exons: 2
Coding region: 1-2247 (748 amino acids)
Molecular function (GO): protein binding
Source: RefSeq, a predicted model, not a curated record